Molecule: messenger RNA, 4155 nt
Organism: Xenia sp. Carnegie-2017
Lineage: Eukaryota; Metazoa; Cnidaria; Anthozoa; Malacalcyonacea; Xeniidae
Product: germinal-center associated nuclear protein-like
Exons: 24
Coding region: 82-3816 (1244 amino acids)
Biological process (GO): mRNA export from nucleus
Cellular component (GO): cytoplasm; nucleus; transcription export complex 2
Source: RefSeq, a predicted model, not a curated record
GACAGCCAUGUUGGAUUUUAACUUAAUGACAAUUUUUUCUUUUGUGGACAUUGAAACCUUAAAAAGAAACUUUUGAAAAACAUGAAUGCCAAUCAGAUUGGACAAAAGAAGAAGAAGCAAGCUGUUCGUCGACUAUCAAGUAGUGGUCAAAAUGCUCGUAGAGGAGACAUAAGACGCAUGCUUGAGUUAAGGAAAAAUGCCAGCAAUAGACAGGGACAUUUUCGUCGUAUCAGACCCAGUAAUCAUGGUGAAGCUUUACAUGAAAAAAGGACAAAUACUUUUGGUUCUGUGGCCAGAAGUAAUGAACAAUUUCCAUCAAAAACAAAUUCACAACGACACGUUAGUCCUCUUGUCCAGGAAAGUUUUUCAAGGCAUUUGGAGAGUGAUGUAGUAACUGGAAGCACAUCAAUAAACACACGGGGAAACGUGUUUGGUGGAUUACAAACCAAUGCUAGUGUAUAUCAAUCUACUACUCCUAUUGGAAGUGGAUCGUCAACAAAUAUGAAAAAUACAAAUGUAGAAUCAUCAUUUGGCAACAUGAAUAAUUCAGGGCCACAAAAUUUUGGUGUAUUUGCCUCUAAACAAUAUGAAGAUCAAACUUAUUUAAAAAAUUUUUUGUCAUCUUCUGCACCUGUCACCACAAUUAAAGAAAAUGAUCUCACAAGUCAUGUGACUGGGUCAAAUAUGUUCAGUCGUGUUGUGCAGCCAGCAAUCGCCAAUAAUCAAGGCUCAAAUGCAAGUAUUUUUAAUUCUCAAUUGGAAAGCCAAACUCCUAUUUUUGGUAACACUGAUAAACAUUUGAACCCUACGAACAUGAUGAAACCAUCUUCUCAGAAUUCUGAAUUUUUGAAGAUUUCUAGUAAUUCAAAUUUGGGCAGUAGCAUAUUUGGAAUUCCACCAUCAUUAUCAGACGUUUCUAAGGAUCUUCAUGUUUCAUCGCUAAAAAAUAACGUCUUUGGUAAUUUUGAGAACUUACAAUCCACGUCAUCUGUUACAAUUCCAGGAAUACAACCUUCUUUCAAGAUGUCAAGUAAUAUACCUGAGAUCUCUAACCUUCCCGAAACAAGCACUGCCGCUGAUUCUACUUUGUUGCAAGCUUCAACAUCUUCCAAUUCUCGUGAAAUAUUCACAAAAACUUCUUUUAAUUACAAAUCAGGAAACUUAUCAUCAAAGACAAAUGAAGUAUUUACAUCUAACGCCAUCACUCAUAAGCCACAGACAAAUGUAUUUAGUUCAUCAAUUGCAAACGAGAAACGAUCUACAUCGAGUGUACCCGAAGACAAACGGAACAAUGGGAAGGAGUUGCAAAUAAUUGGACCUCAUUCUCAGUUCGCAAAUAAUGAGAGUAUUUGUAGUCAAGCAGCACCUUCUGUUCUCAAUACGAAAUUUUCUGGUAUUUUUUCACAAUCAAAAAAAUCGUCAGUGGAUAGCAAAUUGACGUUUGGAAACGUUGAUUAUUCUGAUAGUUCAACAAACAUUUCAGGAAGAGAUUUCUCAUCAACGAAUGUUGAACAUGGAAGUACGAUGUUUAGCAACUCACAGAAUGUAAACAACAACAAAAAAGUUGUUUCAACUACAUUUGAUCGUACUUUGUCUGGAAGGGAUAUCUCUGACCUUACAUCGAUCGUCAUCAAAGGUUUAUCGUCCCGUUUUUUUGACAGAAAGACGCUACUGAAAGAGUUGAAAAAAUUUGGUGCAUCCAAAGUAUCUCUUCAACCAUCAAAAGGAAACGUUAUUGUCGACUUUGAUUCUCAUGAACGUGCAGGAUCAGUGAAAGGAGCGCUUACCGAAAUUUUUCCCAAUGAAAAUCUCCAUGUUUUCUGGUGCAAGAAGAAAGGAACGAGAAGAAUUUCUCGUACUUUGGAGAAAGCAAAUCAUGAUAUGACAGAAAUAAGGUCCAGAAAAUCAUCGAUAACUAAUGCUUUGAACAGUAUUGAUGUUGGAGAAUUCCCUCCGGCAUUGAGUGCAACGGAAAGAUACAAUAUUCUGGAUGAAGUUGAUAAAAAGAUUCGUGAAGCAAUUACACCAUACAAGGAUAUUAAAAAUGCUCCUGUUGUUGUUGGUGUGUGUUGCGAUAUGUGUCCUGAGAAAGAACGUUACAUGAGAGAAAGUCAAGCAAAUCUUAGCAUCUUUGAAAUGAUCCCUGAGACACAUGAGUACAGAGACGGUGAUGUUCCAAAAGUGGAUCAUAGACGAGCGGUAAAAGAGUACAGUCGGUCAGCGGCAGACAAGCUCGAGCCUCUUGCUCACGAAUUACGACCUGUGAAUGUCCUUCAUCGUACAUUGGACUACCUUAUGUGUCACGUGAUGAACUAUAAUGGCGAUAAAUGGGGAGAAUGGUUUAAUUUUCUUUGGAAUCGAACACGUGCAAUACGAAAGGAUAUAACUCAACAACAUUUAUGUAAUGAAGAAAGUGCGGAACUUGUCGAGAAAAUAACCAGAUUUCAUAUAUUUUGUUCUCAUUACCUUUGUGAAGAAGAUAUACAUUCUUUUGAUCCAAAGAUUAACAACGAAAAUUUGACAAAAUGCCUCCAAACUUUGAAACAAAUUUACACUGAUUUGUAUAGUGAACAGGGAAUAAAGUGUGAAAACGAAGCAGAAUUCCAAGCGUAUGAUAUAUUAUUGAAUUUAAAUGAAGGUGAUUCGUUAAGAAAAGCAAUGCAGUAUCGUGUGGAAAUUCGCAAUUCUCCUGAAGUGAAAUUUUCAUUAGAAGUUUUCAGUUCAGUAAACACUCAUAACUAUAUUCGUUUCUUUAAACUUCUUCAGUCGACGAGUUAUCUUAACGCAUGCGUAAUGCAUCGUUACUUUAACCAAGUUCGAGCAAUGGCAUUAAAAAUAAUGACGAGGGCUUAUUCUGCUAACGAAAUGUAUCCACUUCAAGUUUUAAAAGAUGUUCUUGCAUUUGAAGACAUAAAUGAGGUAACUCGUAACUCGUUUUGUAAUCACUUUAAUUUCACUGUGAUGCAAGAUGCUUUGCGUUUCUCGAAAGCACCUUUCGUUGAACCUGAAAUGGCAUUUCCUUCACAACGUUCAAUGAAUGGAAUUGAAAGUAAACGCUAUUGUUCUAUCAGCGAGAUUGUUAAUGGUUGUCCUUUACCUGUAUGUAGCAUACAUCAACCUGUCUCUAGUUUUGAUAGCAAUAACCGAUAUAUUGGUUUGAAUAAUCUUCUUUCAUUGAUGCAAAACACGCCAGAUACACCAGAUACACUGCAUGACAUUCAUGAGCCCAUAAGCAACCUAUCAUCGGUACAGCCGUGUCCUAUCUCCCAAUACUUUGUAAAAGAUGCACAAGAUGUGUUUAAUCAGGCUGUUGAAGACGUAAUGUUGGCAUUACUUAACAAUGUUGUUUAUGACAUGGUGAAGAAUGUUUAUGAAGAGGAAACUCGUGAGGUCUUUCUUAUGAAACAAAUGACGAAGUCGUUUAUGGAAACAUUUCUCAUUGAAUCCAUUCAUGAAUUACUCAGCGAUCUUGCAGAAGAAACAAUUGAGAAAGAACGAGAAAAUCUUCGUGUGUCACGUGAUCGAAUGACGUCGAUAGUGAGAGAUGAAUUGUUAUAUGAUGUGAUAAAAGUAGAGUUGAAAAACGUAGCUGUACAGACAAUGAGUGAUAUUUCUGACCAAAUGUGGACUCAAAGUUUUACAAAUAUGUCAGCAGUAGUUAUGCAAGAAAUUAUGGCGAAGAUGAUCUGUGAGCAAUGCCAAGUUAUUGCCACAUAUGUGAGGGAAGAUGCUGUAAAAAAGAUGAAAGAUGAGUUAAAGAAAAAGAGGAAUUAUUUCGAAAAAGAAAACGGCAAAAUACUUGGAGAUUUGGCGUAAAGAGUACAAAACUAGAAUGUAUAUACGAAGUGUGUUACAAGAUCUCCCUCCAAGAUCACCUUUGUUAUCAUUACGACAACAAAUUAAAAGUUAUUUAACGUAGAAGAACGUGGAGAGCUUGGGCUAUCCACUUUACGAUAUCAGUUCUUUGAAAGAUCGAGUGAACGUUGAGAAAUUGCUCUCGAGAAAGACAAAUGAAAAUGUUGUGAAGAGAGUCAAAACAAUACAGCCAAUCGAUUUAGAAAAGCUCAACAAACAAAGAAAAAUUAACGCAAAACAAGAUUCUUUGCCACCAGUGGAUUGUGUAAAGUUACUGAUAUCAUUUCCAUAUAACGUUGA